AGCGACAGUGUACGUUUAGUUUAGAUAUUCAUUAAUGGAGCAUCCUCUCAUGACUUCAAUUUGCUUAAUCACUUACUUCAUGUUGGGAAUAAACUGUGGACUCACAAAGAUUCCUUCUUUUCUGCAGUCACAUGAUGCCAGAGAGAGAAUGACUCUAAUAAAUACUCUGAGCUUCACAGUCCAUCUCGGAUUCAGCACAACUUUAAGAGCAAAAUGAAGGCCUUUCUGGUUGUUUUGGCCCUGUUCAUGCCCAUCAUAAAUGCCCAGGUUCCUCACUGGGGGCCGUGCCCAGAACCUGCUACUCAACCUGCCUUUAACCUAAAGAAGUUUAUGGGCAGGUGGUUUGAGAUCGCUAAACUUCCAGCCCAGUUUGAGCGAGGGAGAUGCAUCGAGACUAACUUUACUCUCAAACUGGAUGGAACGGCUCAUGUAGUGAGCUCUGAAAUUCUAAAAGGAGAACUAAGAACAAUUGAUGGGACAUGUGUGGUGGAAGACAAAAAAAAUCCAGCAAAGCUUGGAAUCAGUUUCUCAUAUGUUUUGCCCUACACUCCAUACUGGAUUUUGUCCACUGACUAUGAGAACUCAGCGCUGGUAUAUUCAUGCACUGAUGUCUUGAGACUCUUCCACGUAGACUUCGCUUGGAUUCUGGGCCGCUCCCGAUCCCUGCCUGCUGCCACCGUCGACCAUGGAAAAGAGGUUUUUACCAAUAACAACAUCGAUGUGAGUCGGAUGAUCUUAAGCAGACAGCAGGGAUGUGACAAAGACCUCUGAAUGACUGUCUUCCUGGAAAAUCCAGUGUUGUGAUAUUUUGUUGAACAACCUGCAGACUACAAAAGUAGUAUACUAUUCCUUUUAAUCACUGCUUGGAUUAUGAAAGUGUUUAAUUUAACAACACUCCCCCCCAAGUUUCUGCAAACCAGUAAUGUAAUUCAUCUGUUUUGGGAGUUACUGUACAGAAUUGAAAACACAAGUUUUCCAAUUGAUCAAAAUAAAUCAGAGCACUAACCAAAA
Molecule: messenger RNA, 1011 nt
Organism: Ctenopharyngodon idella (grass carp)
Lineage: Eukaryota; Metazoa; Chordata; Actinopteri; Cypriniformes; Xenocyprididae
Gene: apoda.1
Product: apolipoprotein Da, duplicate 1
Exons: 5
Coding region: 214-771 (185 amino acids)
Biological process (GO): tissue regeneration; brain development; lipid transport
Molecular function (GO): lipid binding
Source: RefSeq, a predicted model, not a curated record